UUUUUGCCUUUAUCCUUUCAUCAUUUAGUAAGCCUUGGGCAUAUACAAGUGCUGCCCGUCUCUAAAAGUCUCAUCGAUACUCCGUCAAAACCGUCUUCUUGUAUCUAUUCAAAUUCCCAUCGAACUUGCAUUUCACUCGUCAAACGCGCGUCUCGGCGCUAACAGCCUUCCAAGUCCGAAACAUUGAUCAAUCACGUGAUACAUAGUAGAAGAACGGACCUUGUAACUUGCUAUCGUCUAUUCAAUGACGCUUCCAAAUGAACUCUGGCUUUCAAUUUUCGAGUAUCUGCCUUCACAGUCGCUUCGUAACGUUGUCUUGACCUCGAAAAGCUUUCAUGCAAUCGCCAUUCGCCUUCUCUACAAGCAUCUGAUCCUGACGUCCCCUACAUCGUUUGUAACGGCGUACUCAGCGUUGUCUUCCAUUCAGCCUUCACCUCGCGCUCUUCUUCUUGGUAUAUCCCCCCUCGUAGAACGCACCGUGGAGCAGCUGAAAGAAGCUGUCGCUAUCGUUUCCUUGACGGAAGCUGACGACUGGACGCCUAUUCCCCUCAACCGGCAAACAAACAGGUAUCGCUUCUUCCAAAUAAAGGAUGCCUAUCAACCACGCUUCCUUGCGGACGCUACCGUCUACGACAAUCUCCUCACUCAAGUCACGUCCUUCACCUCUCUCAGACAGCUCGUCUUCCGCGCAGUUGUGCACUGCACCGUUCACUUCGCUGGUGUCUAUACAGAUAAUGACCACACUUCUCUGAAACUUCAAUCCCUCACCCUCCUUGAUAUUCGCGCUGUAUUCCCAUCUAAUGACGACGACACUAAUCCUCGGAAUCCCCGUACCCGUCUACGAAUGCUUGCAAGAGUCCCCACCAUCCGCACCCUCACAUAUGACCACACUGUCUGGUUACAUCGCGUUUUCACAUCUUCCUUCCCACCUUCCCCGCUCACUGCUCUUGACGUCAAGUUCCCCAUCCAUAAAGACCGCCCUAGAGCUCCGCCGGGCUUCAUCUCGUUCCUUGAGAGUCUUCCCUCCCUCCGCACUCUCAUCUUGCGAAACCACGUUCCCGCUCUUUCACUGUCACCAAGCGCUCUUCCAGCUCUCUGUGCUGUUUCUGCCCCUUUAUCUGCCAUCUCUUCUAUUUGUUCCGGACGCAAAAUUGUCAAGCUCGAUAUUCGCGAUGAGGUUGUGCUCACGCCACUCUACCAAGCAUUUGUAGAAGUGCACUCUUACUUGUCGAGGGUUGCAAGAGCUCUCCCUGUUCGUGGGAGAUUGGGACGACGAAGUCGUGCUGGCCAUCGUCGCGCGUUUCCCAAUUUAACCAAGUUACAAGUCAGGAUUACUAUACUCGGUAUGGGUUCACGUACACUGUACGCUCUUGCACACCUCGUAUCCGCGAGGAAGCGUGAUGACGACACCGCAUAUGGCGCCCCUGGUAUCGGCGAUACUUAUUUCGAGAACAUGCAUGACAUCGAUCCGGUCACAGCCACACUAAUGGAUGUUAUUCGCAGCCUGCAGCAGCUGCCUUUCUCUCAAGACAUCAGCGUAGACUUCAUGGACGAACAAGGUCCGAAGAACCCCGAACGUCGGAAGCCGUUUGACGAUUACACUCGCGAACUUAUCAUCGCAUGGAAUCGUACUUGUCCUGGACUUCGCACUGUUCAGCUGCACCCGGGGUGGGUGUGGCGGCGCGCGGACUGUU
This is a messenger RNA of Suillus subalutaceus, 1694 nucleotides long. RefSeq lists its product as uncharacterized. The record is from RefSeq and is a predicted model, not a curated record. Gene Ontology annotation, molecular function: protein binding. The annotation marks the transcript as partial. NCBI's taxonomy places the organism in Eukaryota, Fungi, Basidiomycota, Agaricomycetes, Boletales, Suillaceae. The transcript is spliced from 7 exons.